Messenger RNA from Scleropages formosus (Asian bonytongue), 4389 nucleotides. It is a transcript of the gene pik3r1, whose product is annotated as phosphoinositide-3-kinase, regulatory subunit 1 (alpha). Bases 592 to 2772 code for a protein of 726 amino acids. Gene Ontology annotation, cellular component: phosphatidylinositol 3-kinase complex. The transcript is spliced from 16 exons. Gene Ontology annotation, molecular function: 1-phosphatidylinositol-3-kinase regulator activity; protein binding. Gene Ontology annotation, biological process: insulin receptor signaling pathway; phosphatidylinositol phosphate biosynthetic process. The record is from RefSeq and is a predicted model, not a curated record. Lineage: Eukaryota; Metazoa; Chordata; Actinopteri; Osteoglossiformes; Osteoglossidae.
GGGAGUUCAGGCUUGAGGUUUUGCGCAGACGGCGUUGUGUUCGGGUGUUGAAAACGGGUAGAGCUUUUUGGGAUAGCAGGAGCCGAAAGCAAGUCCCCCCCUCUCUUUUUAGUUAUCGAAAGAAGGCCUUAUGUUUCACAGCUCGGACCUCAUCCGACGGCUAAAAGCUGUGUGACUGGAGCGUUCUGUUGCAGUUGGAGAGGUUAUUCUGCAGUUGGAGAGAGAGAGCGGUUCGGGAAGAGGAAACGUCCCGUCGCUCGUGCGGGGCCCCCUCGCGUGCCAAGUCAGGGGUGCCAUCUCCGUGUUGCUGCAUCAGCCGCAAGACAGAUGGGCACACUAUGUCACAGGCACCAUAAAGGUGCGGCUGCUUACAGAACUUUAACCCAAUCGCUGAACAUCUAAGGAAAUGAAGGCCACUUACUACCAGUUCUCAGAAGAACAAUAAAGAACUUGAAUUAAAAAUUUGGUACAUUUUUGUGUGACGAUAUUUGUCCAAAUAUCAGCACAAAGUGGUGUUUCUAAUUAGGAAAAAAACACAAUUCGUCUCUGCGUUUAGUGUUUUUGGGGUGAUAGAGUAAGAAAUUCAUCACAAUGAGCGCGGAAGGAUACCAGUACAGAGCGCUUUAUGACUAUAAGAAGGAGAGAGAAGAGGACAUUGAUUUGCACGUUGGGGACAUACUAAUUGUAAACAAGGGUGCGCUGUUGGGCCUCGGGUACGGUGAUGGAUUUGAGGAGAGGCCUGAGGAGAUCGGCUGGUUGCCUGGCUUUAAUGAGACCACGCAGGAAAAGGGUGACUUCCCUGGAACGUAUGUUGAAUACAUUGGAAGAAAGAAGAUUUCACCCCCAACACCAAAACCAAGGCCCCCCAGACCGCUGCCUGUGGCACCAAGCCCAGCCAGAGCAGACUCUGACAUGGAGCAGGGUGCUACCCUUCAGGACCUGACGGAGCAGUUUGCGCCCCCAGAGAUGGCACCCUUCAUGCUGGUCAAACUGCUGGAGGCCAUUGAGAAGAAAGGUUUGGAGUGUCCAACAUUGUACAGGACGUUCACAGCAGGGAAUGGACUGGAUGUCAGGCAGUGCUUUGAAAGUGAUUCCCCAUGUGCGGAGCUGGAUCAACUGGACCUCCAGGUUCUCUGUGAUGGCCUCAGGAGGUACUUGCUAGACCUGCCCCAUCCUGUGGUCCAUACAUCAAUCUACAGUGAAAUGGUGGAUGUUGUUCAAGAGGUGCAGAACCCCGAAGAGUGUGGGCAGCUGCUGCGCAGGAUUGCCCGCUCACCCAUCCUGCCAGCCCAGUACUGGCUGACACUCCACUGCCUGAUCAAGCACUUCUGCAGAGUGUGCCAGAACACAGCCAAGAACCUGCUGAGCGCCCGCAUCCUGGGAGAGAUUUUCAGUCCCCUUCUCUUCCGACAUCAAACAUCCAGUUGUGAGCCAAGCCCAGAUUCCAAUAUCAGGAUCAUGGAAGUCUUGAUCACCAGUGAAUGGAAUGAAAGCCAGGUUGCUCCAGCCCUACCUCCAAAACCACCGAAGCCAACCCCCAUCACAAACAACGGUAUGAACAACAACAUGGCACUGCAAGAUGCUGAAUGGUACUGGGGAGAUAUCUCAAGGGAGGAGGUGAAUGAGAAGCUGAGAGAUACAGCGGACGGUACAUUUUUGGUCCGAGACGCCUCAACAAAAAUGCAUGGAGACUACACUUUAACACUGAGAAAAGGGGGCAACAACAAACUUAUCAAAAUAUUUCAUCGGGACGGGAAGUACGGUUUCUCAGACCCACUCACUUUCAACUCUGUGGUUGAGCUCAUAAAUCACUACAGACAUGAGUCCUUGGCCCAGUACAAUCCCAAGCUUGAUGUGAAACUACAGUAUCCAGUGUCAAAGCACCAGCAGGAUCAAGUGGUGAAAGAAGACAACAUUGAAGCCGUGGGGAAGAAGCUGCAUGAGUACCACCUACAAUACCAGGAGAAGAAUAAAGAGUACGACAGACUGUAUGAGGAGUACACAAGGACAUCGCAGGAAAUUCAAAUGAAAAGGACAGCUAUUGAAGCCUUCAAUGAAACAAUCAAAAUAUUUGAAGAACAGUGCCAAACACAGGAGCGCUACAGUAAGGAGUACAUCGAAAAAUUCAAGAGGGAAGGCAAUGAAAAGGAGAUUCAGAGGAUCAUGGUGAACUAUGAAAAGCUCAAGUCACGGAUUAGUGAGAUAGUGGACAGCAAACGCCGUCUUGAGGAAGACCUGAAGAAGCAGGCGGCUGACUAUAGAGAGAUCGACAAAAAGAUGAACAGCAUCAAACCAGACCUCAUCCAGCUUCGCAAAACCAGAGACCAAUAUCUAAUGUGGUUGACGCAGAAGGGCGUCCGGCAGAAGAAACUGAAUGAGUGGCUUGGAAUCAAGAAUGAGAACACAGAAGACCAGUACUCUAUGGUGGAUGACGACGAAGACCUUCCACAUCAUGAUGAACGCACUUGGAAACUGGGCAAUAUCAACCGAAUCCAGGCUGAGGCUUUGCUCCGGGGAAAGAGGGACGGCACAUUCCUGGUCCGGGACAGUAGCAAGGCCGGUUGCUAUGCCUGCAGCGUAGUUGUCGAUGGUGAAGUAAAGCACUGUGUCAUCAACAAGACACCCACAGGGUAUGGUUUUGCAGAGCCCUACAACCUGUACAGCUCCUUGAAAGAACUGGUCCUCCACUACCAGCACACAUCCCUUGUACAGCACAAUGACUCUCUGAAUGUCACGCUAGCAUACCCAGUCUAUGCGCACCAGAGGCGGUGAGCACCCCCUGAAAUAACUCUGGAUUCACCACGGGAGACGCAUCUCAUGAGAAGCGAGAUGGCCUACACUCUGGGCUUGGAAAGAAGCGCAAACGCUGUUUCUUCAGACUUACCAGAGAAGUUGAGACAUCUCAGCAAGGGACUCCAUGCGAGGUGCUGAGAAGUGAAUGUAGUUUUUUUUUUUUUUUUUUUUUUUUUUUUUUUCUUUCUCCUCCCCCCCCUCUCUUCUCCCCUCCCUUCCCCUCUCUCUCUCCUUUCCCUCGUUUGUGCUUUUGCUGGAAAAGCACAAUCAUCCGAAAACUGCUGGUCUAUCUCUAAAGAGGAAGACAUAGAGGCCUUUUCUUAACGGUGCUUGCUGUUUUCAAAGCUUUACCAGCUGGAAUGUCAAAUGCUGAUAACCCCAGGGUGCGUCUUUUGUACAGUUCGCCAUGCCCUUUUGUAUUUUUAUUUCUCACCUGUCUCCCAGCGUGUGAGCGUGUUCGUGACCAAAACUCACGAUUCUGAACUUUUCCAGUUUUGGGAUAGUUGAUUUACAUUCAAGUGUUCAUUUAGUGUGUCUUGGAUCAGCUGAUAAAUGUAGCAAGAAGGCACUUUUCCACAAAACGAUAGUUUCCUGUACAAGUGUUGCAUCAACGAGGACACUCAUUGCAAGAUAGCAGCUUUUUCUUUUUCUUUAUCUGGAAGCAUUAUCAUGCAAACUUGAACCUUAUCUUCACUCUGGACAUGCAAAAUAUACAAGCAGGACAUAAUGGACAUAGUGAGUCAUUCAUUGUACAUAUUUUGAGGAGAAUAAAGUGAUUUAAACCAAUAGUACAGUACCAAAAAAAUGUUCAGAUCCUUUUUAUUUUGCUAUUUCUGCUAUGCAAUUCUGUAUUUCCUCAAAGCUGUUAACUUUACAUGUGGCUGUCCAUAAUAUAAGCUUGUUUUUAUUGCUUAGUUUUUUUUUUAUGUCAUGUCUGUGUCCAAGGUGGUGAUAUUUUAAGUGUCAAAAUGGCAAAGAAAUUGGCCUCGGUUUUAAAUAAAAUAGAGGAUUAGCUUACUUUACCAUGUAAUUUUUUCAGUGACUAGUCUGAACUCCACUGUAAAGCUUUUCUCAUUUUUACUUCUUUUUCUCCUAGGCAGAGCCUAUUGAGGAUUUGUAAGCUGCUUAAUUGAGUAUCAGAUUGUUUUAGGAGAGCCACCCCUAUUUUACUCCAGACAACUCAUUUCUGAAGUUUUACAGUUCUGAACAAAGGAUGAGUUUUAGCUGUAGUUUGAAUAUCGUAACAUUACUGGGUGCAUGCCUGAUGGAUUCAGUACCCUGGUGAUCACAAUUGCCAGGAUUACAGGAUAAUUAUUUUGUUGUGCAUUUCCCCCAAUGCAGAGUAAAUUGACUUGAAGUGUGGAAUGCAACAAAUUGUAAUAGCAAGAUCAGUUAGGAGACAAAAAUGCUACCUUCUCAUUCCUAGUUCAUAGUAUUUUUCUGUAUCAGAAAAUCCAUUAUGACUGUUUACAUGGAUAAGAGAAUUCAUGGCUAUUAAUCUUGAAUUUUAAUGGUAAAAACUGAGGCAAUGCCAAUAUAUAGAAAUUCUGUUACCUGAAGAAAAUAAAGUACCAAAAUAAAUUGAUGCCCACUGAA